CGGACCACCUGAGGCUUGAUCCGUCCAUUUGAGGGACCCAUGAAGUUGGAGCGGUCCACUGGAGGCCAAAUCCGUCCAUGUGAAGGAUCUAUAAAGAUGGAGCGGUCCACUAGAGGCCAAAUCCGUCCAUGUGAAGGACCUAUGAAGAUGGAGCGGUCCACUGGAGGCCAAAUCCGUCCAUGUGAAGGACCUAUGAAGAUGGAGCGGUCCACUGGAGGCCAAAUCCGUCCAUGUGAAGGACCUAUGAAGAUGGAGCGGUCCACUGGAGGCCAAAUCUGUCCAUGUGAAGGCAAUCGCGGCCGCUGCCAUUCGCGGCUCGCCGGAAGAGUGGGAGCUCGUCAGAGGGCCGCUGCUGCUGUCCGUGGCUCACCGGAGGAAGUGGGAGCUCGCUUCUUCCGGGCCAAGUUUCACCGGAGUGGACAAUUACUAGUGCUCGCCAUCCGCCGAGAAGAUCCCGCUGUUCUUCGUGGUUUGCCGGAGGAAGGAGGAGAGGCUCGUUGGACGUGGUUGUGGACCAACGGAAAGAGUGGCUCGCCGGAGAGGUUUGUCGGGGAUGACCGGACCGACGGAGAGGACCGCCAGAGGAAGUGGGAGCUCGUCGGAGUGCCGCCGCUGCUGUCCGUGGCUCGCCUGAAUAAGUGGGAGCUUGUCGGAUGGCCACUGCCGCUGUCCGUGUCUUGCCGGAAGAAGUGGAGCUCGCCAGAGGCCCGCCGUUGCCGUCCGUCGAGAAGGUGGCUCUGCCGAGGGCUGGUGGCUGCUCUCCAUGGUCGCCCAAGGCCAGGCGGAGCUCCCCGCUUCUCGCCGGAAGUGAGCCGCACUGGAAGGCUCGCCGAAAAGGACCCGCCGUUGUCCAAUGUCUCAAAAUGGCUUCUCCAGAUCUGGGCGGUCAAUCAACAUGAUGCAGAAGAGUAGGGAGUUUGUUUUUUCUCUUCUGCCCUUUUCCCUUCAACCUCUCUCUCUCCCUCUUUUUUGUUGUCUUUUUUUUUUUUACUUUCUCAACCCACUUUUUUUUCUCCAUUACGGACUCGGAGCACAAAAGCUUUUUGUGACGGGUCCCACGGAUGGCGCCAGUGAUGGAAACCGCUUUUUCAGGACGUCGACCCGAUGAACUCGGUACCGGGUCGGCACCGCACCGAAUAGCAAAAUUCGGAAAAUAAAUAAAUAAAUAAAGCGUGGAGAAAGUA
Messenger RNA from Cuscuta campestris, 1184 nucleotides. The record is from the annotation of a GenBank genome assembly. Lineage: Eukaryota; Viridiplantae; Streptophyta; Magnoliopsida; Solanales; Convolvulaceae.